Messenger RNA from Asparagus officinalis (garden asparagus), 1553 nucleotides. RefSeq names its product protein FATTY ACID EXPORT 3, chloroplastic. The transcript has 8 exons. The coding region runs from base 1 to 1056 and encodes 351 amino acids. Gene Ontology annotation, cellular component: membrane. The record is from RefSeq and is a predicted model, not a curated record. NCBI's taxonomy places the organism in Eukaryota, Viridiplantae, Streptophyta, Magnoliopsida, Asparagales, Asparagaceae.
AUGAGGCCUCCCAUUUCCCUGCAUCGCUUCCCCUUCUCCUCUCCCCGCUGCUCCCAAUUCAACGCCCUCAAGGCUCGCCGCCUCGAUUCGGGCCUAGGGUUUCUCUCAUUCGAUCUAAGGAUUGGGGGGAACUCUUUGAUCGCGGCUUCGUUCGAUGAGUCGGUGAGAUCUCCUCUCUCUCUCUCUCUCUCUCUCUCUCUCUCUCGCUGCUCCCAAUUCAACGCCCUCAAGGCUCGCCGCCUCGAUUCGGGCCUAGGGUUUCUCUCAUUCGAUCUAAGGAUUGGGGGGAACUCUUUGAUCGCGGCUUCGUUCGAUGAGUCGACAAACCCUGAUAUUGAGGUGGAGAAGGAUGAGCUUAAACCAGAAGCUAACAAAGCAGAGGAAGAAUGGAAGAAAGCUUUAGAAAUUUUUAAAGAGGAAGCAAUAAAGAUGAAGGCAAUGUCAGAAGAAGCAUACGAAGUAUACUCCAAACAAGCAAUUGUUAUGCUAAAUAAAACAUCUGAAACACUGAAGAUCCAGGCUGAAAAAGCAAGACAAGAUUUGAAUGUCAUAGCCAACCAAAUAAGUGAAGAAGGGAAAGUUUAUCUUUCUAAAGCAGCAGAGGAAUCUCCUGAACCAAUAAAGGAUGUUGUCGAAACUUUUGCUUCUUCCACCAAUGAGUUGAAGGAAAUAUCUGCUGUUAGAGAUUUUCACCUUGGGAUUCCCUAUGGUGCUUUUCUCUCUAUUGGAGGCUUUCUUUGGUUUAUGCUGACUGGAAGCACGUCAGCCAUUCGCUUUGGUGUUAUUCUUGGCAGUGCAUUACUGGCCCUGAGUGUUGCCAGUUUAAGAUCAUGGAAAAGUGGGCAAUCCUCUGAGCGGCUUUUAAAAGGACAGGCUGCAAUUGCGACAAUUAUAUUUCUAAGGGAAUGGCGUCUGUUUUGCCAGACACGAUUCUUUUCAACUGGAUUGAUGACCCUUAUAAGCGGAGCGAUGGUAGCAUUUUAUGUCUACAGAAUCAUAAUAAGUGGCGGCAGCAGCAGCAAAGGCCCAGCUUCAGAACACAGUUCAGAAAAUUAAAUGUGGUCCGUAUGUAGGAAGUAACUGGAUCUUACUGGUGGGGAAUAAGAAUGGGAAAUAUUUCCUUGUUGCACCGAUGCUGCGAUGCUCCCUCACAAGGAUUGCUCGCCAGUUUUUUCACCUUUCUGCAUACAAAAGCUGAGGUAGCUGGAUAUUGGUGGGUUGUAGAAAUUACAGUGAAGGCUUUCUUCUUCUUCUUCUAUUGUCAUCUUUCGACAUGGUGAAUUUUUUUAGAAAUGAGGUGUGGUCUUAUGAGAAAGAUGUACAUUGUACGGGACCGAUCAAAUGUGUUUUUAUUUUUUAUUUGUUUUUUUUUUUGUUGUUGGUUUAAACUAUGUUAAGGAUUUGGCUAUUAGAGCAUGCGAUACCUAGCCAUUUGGGAGCCUGCUGGACUCCACUUCCCCUCUUUUUCAGGUUCAAGUAUUUAUCGGAUGUAAUAUUGAUGCACCAUUCUUAUAUCAUGUGUGAGCUGCUGCUUGAUUAAUGAGCUUUAAACC